UUUGUUUUUUGUUAAAAAUAUCGUAUACAUUAAAUAAAUAGGUAUUUACAAAUGACCCAUGAAAAUAUCUAAAAAGUCUAAAUAAAUUUAAAAUGAACCAAAAUGUGGCUAAACCAAAAAGACUCCCGGAUCUUUCUUGUACUUACAUAAUCAGUCACAUGAUGUCGCUAUACACUCAAAAGGUGAAAAGCGAAAAUUUUAUCUCCACGCCCGGAUUCCAACCAUUCACAGAAUAGGAUCGACUCCAUAGUGACCGGAAUGCUGGGUAAAAUUUAUACUUACAGAAAGGGGAGACUGCUCAUAAAUGUCGGUAGGCGAGCAAUUCCUUAAAACUGAGUCUCACCUCAGAGAUCUCGUUAUUUGCAAUGGUGUUUUCCUGGCAAGGAGGCUUCGAAGCUCGGCAACUGCUACUCUGGUUUCUGCUCCUCGCAGUCAGGGAGUGGGGGAGCGGCCAGGUCCACUACUCCGUCCCCGAGGAGGCCAAACACGGCACCUUCGUGGGCCGCAUCGCGCAGGACCUGGGGCUGGAGCUGGUGGAGCUGGUGCCGCGCCUGUUCCGUGUGGCGUCCAAGGGACGCGGGGAUCUUCUGGAGGUAAAUCUGCAGAAUGGCAUUUUGUUUGUGAAUUCUCGGAUCGACCGGGAGGAGCUGUGCGGGCGGAGUGCGGAGUGCAGCAUCCACCUGGAGGUGAUCGUGGACAGGCCGCUGCAGGUGUUCCACGUGGAGGUGGAAGUGAAGGACAUUAACGACAAUCCCCCGGUGUUCAGAGAAGGAGAACAAAAGGUACUUGUUUCUGAAUCUGCUCCUCUCGAGUCUCGUUUUCCUCUAGAGGGCGCUUCCGAUGCGGAUAUGGGCCUAAACUCUCUUCUGACCUAUAGGUUAAGUCUAAAUGAGUAUUUUACUCUUAAAAUAGUAACGAAAACCGAUAAAAGUAUAUUGCCUGAACUCAUUCUUCGGAAGACUUUGGAUAGAGAAGAAAUGCCAGAACUAAAUAUGUUGCUGACAGCUCUGGAUGGCGGCAAACCCCAGCUAACAGGUUCUGUUCAGAUUCAUAUAACCAUCCUGGAUGUUAAUGACAACGCUCCGGAGUUUGAUAAGCCUAGCUAUAAAGUGUUGCUGUUUGAAAAUGUCCCAAACGACACCAGAGUGAUUCAGCUAAACGCUUCUGAUCUAGACGAAGGACCAAAUAGAGAUAUUUCCUAUGGAAUCAGAAUGAUUUUGCCAAUGAGUGAAAAAUGUAUGUUUUCAAUAAAUCCAGAAACAGGUGAAAUUAGAAUUUAUGGGAAACUGGAUUUUGAAGAGAAUAAUGAGUAUGAAAUUCAGGUUAAAGCCAUUGAUAAAGGGAUUCCUUCCAUGGCAGGUCAUUGCACUGUUCUGGUGCAAGUUCUGGACUUGAAUGACAAUACCCCUGAAGUAACGGUCACUUCUCUGUCACUCCCAGUGCGAGAGGAUGCUCAGGUGGGCACCGUCAUAGUAGUGUAUAUACUUCAGAUAUCUCUUAAAGUCUUUGAGUGUACCAUGCUGAUUUCCUGGCGAGGAGGCCCAGGAGCUCCGCGUCUGCUGCUCUCACUUCUGCUCCUCGCAGUCUGGGAAGCCGGGAGCGGCCAGGUCCACUACUCGGUUCCGGAGGAGGCCAAACACGGCACCUUCGUGGGCCGCAUCGCGCAGGACCUGGGGCUGGAGCUGGCGGAGCUGGUGCCGCGCCUGUUCCGGGUGGCGUCCAAAGGGCGCGGGGACCUUCUGGAGGUAAAUCUGCAGAAUGGCAUUUUGUUUGUGAAUUCUCGGAUCGACCGGGAGGAGCUGUGCGGGCGGAGCGCGGAGUGCAGCAUCCACCUGGAGGUGAUCGUGGACAGGCCGCUGCAGGUGUUCCAUGUGGAAGUGGAAGUUACAGAUAUAAACGACAACCCGCCUGUAUUCCCUGAAAGUGAAAAAAGAAUAAUCAUUGCUGAAUCUAGACCUCCGGAAACUCGGUUUCCACUAGAUGGCGCAUCUGAUGCAGAUAUUGGAGUAAACUCCGCCUUGACCUACCGAGUCUAUCCCAACGAUUAUUUCACACUGGACACACAAAACAACCGUGAACAAACGUCUUCGUUAUCACUUGUGUUAAGGAAAUCAUUGGACAGAGAGGAAAUUCAGGAACAUAGUUUAUUAUUGACAGCCAGUGAUGGAGGUAAACCUGAGCUAACCGGCACAGUUCAGCUGAUGAUCACAAUCUUGGAUGUGAAUGACAACGCCCCAGAUUUUGACCAAUUGAUUUACAAAGUGAGAGUGUUAGAGAGCACAGUCAAUGGAACAUUAGUUAUCAAACUAAAUGCCACAGAUCCUGAUGAUGGUACAAAUGGAGACAUAAUCUACUCAUUUAGAAGACCCGUAUCACCUGCAAUAUUAUAUGCAUUUUCCAUAAAUCCUGACAAUGGAGAAGUUAGGACAAAAGGUAAAUUGGAUUUCGAAGAAAAGAAAUUGUAUGAAAUACCCGUGGAAGCAGUGGACAAGGGGAAUAUUCCAAUGGCGGGUCAUUGUACAAUUUUAGUGGAAGUACUCGAUAUAAAUGAUAAUGCCCCGGAAGUUACCAUCACUUCUUUGGCUCUUCCAGUGCGAGAGGAUGCUCAGGUGGGCACCGUCAUAGCCUUGAUUAGCGUGUCCGACCCUGACUCUGGCGCCAACGGUCAGGUGACUUGCUCACUAACGCCCCAAGUCCCCUUCAAGCUGGUGUCCACCUUCAAGAAUUACUAUUCGCUGGUGCUGGACAGCGUCUUGGAUCCUUCUUGA
Molecule: messenger RNA, 2768 nt
Organism: Vicugna pacos (alpaca)
Lineage: Eukaryota; Metazoa; Chordata; Mammalia; Artiodactyla; Camelidae
Source: RefSeq, a predicted model, not a curated record